Molecule: messenger RNA, 14317 nt
Organism: Xyrichtys novacula (pearly razorfish)
Lineage: Eukaryota; Metazoa; Chordata; Actinopteri; Labriformes; Labridae
Source: the annotation of a GenBank genome assembly
AGGUUUCCUCUAUGAAAGACAUCACCCAGCCCUCAUUAAACAGUCUCUACCUACUGUCUUUGUGCUGAAUGAUAAAUUAGAAAUUAAAUGAUUGGUUUGAUAACAGUGCAUCACACAAAAGUAGUGCUGGGUUACACAAUAAGACUGUGAAAACAUCUUUCCCCUAUCAGUCGUGAACAUUUUUUAUUUCUAUCGAGGUCGAGAGCUGUGGAAAGAGCUCGAAGGUUUUUUGAUUCUUCAGAGAGUCUCUGGUUCCUCCACAGAACGUCUGCGUGAUGUGUCUUCCUGCAAGCUCUUCCUGUGGUUUUGACGUCUCCAAGUGAUGCUCUUCCUGUCUGUUGCCUGGCAACAGGAGGGAAAAAAUAGAUGAGGUGAUGAGUGAAGGUGAGCCCGAGGGAGAGGAGGAGGAGGAGGUGGAGGAGAAGGAGGAGGGUGGAAAGGAGAGAUGGUGGGGAGUGAAAGAAACUGGUUGUUAUUUUUUUUCUUUGCAGGCUUUUGUGGAUCAUUCCGUUUUUGUUCUCCAAUGUUCCUUUUAUAUCAAAAAAACUACAGGUGAUGUGGUGUGCAGUGGUGUGCUGCUGAGUGCAAGGCUGCGAAAAAUAUCAGAAUGUGAUUACAGGAAAUGUGCAACACUUUUGAAAAUAGAGUCCCCUCCAUGUACGAGGUGUUAUCCACGUCAGCUGUAGAAGUUUCUGCUGUAUAUUUCUCUAUAUAUCUUUACACUUUUCAGACUGAUUACUGUCUAGUUAUGGCAGUCUUGAAAUUUGCACAUCUUUUGCUUGCAGAAAGAACUUGAACCUUGAAAAAGUUGUUUCUAAUGAACCUGCUGAGAGAUAUGGAGAUUAACCACGCAUUUUAGUCACACAAAUAAAAAAUGUUUCUGCUUAGACUCCUUUGUGCACAUGCAACUUAAUGAGCUAUUAUUUGUACAAAUAGCUAGUUAGAGCAAUAAGUGGUAUGUUCAGUAACUAACUGCUGAGGAUAGACAGUAAGUACCUGGGUAAAAUGUAGAGAAACAGGAGUGUUCGAAGAUGUGGGCUACUUAGGUUAAUAACACUGCAACAUGUAUAAAGACAUUUUAAAAUGCAGAGACAUGGUAGAAACUUUGUAAAGAAAAUCACAGGGGGGAGCAAUGAAUCAACAGUUAUGCAAAGGAAUUUUGUUCUGCGUAAACUUCUUGGUUGUUCUGACUGACUGACUCAGUGCACUCAUUUAGGUUGUUCCUUAAAACUCACUUUUAUCUGAUUUGACUUGACCUGAAAUGUCAUGAUUUUAUGUUCAAAUGUGUAACUGAGUUAAUGAUCUGAGUGGGUUGAUCCCUUUAAACACAUAUUUUUAAAUUUGCAUUUUUCUGUUCCCUGACUUGUAAAGCACUUUGUAAUUGAGAUUUUGAAAAGUGCUCUAUAAAUACUAAUUUCAUAUAAUUUCGUUGCAUCCUGAUCUGUUUCCGGUGAGUCUCAGUUUCCCUGUUUAUUUUAACUUAAAACAAAGCCUUACUCUGAAUUACAAUCUGUUUUUUGGUGAGUUACAGUUUUUACUAUGAUCAAAUAUAGCUAGUUUGGGAGUGUGAGGCUCCACACAAAAAAUUUUGAUUUUUUUCUCCAUUCUUCUGUUUUUGAUGUGGUGCAGUCAUGUGGUUUUGGUGAGUCUGGGUUUCACUGUGAGUAGUAAGUGACACAAAGACUUCCCUCUAGCCUACAUAUGUGUUUCCAAUGAGUCUCUGUUUUAUUUCAGGUAGUAAGUUACGGGGGCAUUUUUGUAGCUCACAAGUCUCAAUUUCUGAUGAGUUUCAGUUUCACUGUUAAGAGUUGGUCAAACAAUGGUGUCACUCUGGCUUUCAGGUUCAACAUGAACCUUAAAACACAUUUAAUUCAAGGUUUUUGAUGUAAGCAUUAUGAUUCAAAUUUGUACGAAGUAAAAAGACAAACUUUGCUCAAGAGAAGAAAAAAAAACUUUUAAAAAGUUUGUUAAAUGAAGAUCAGGUCAUCAUCUCUAAUGCAUUCCAGGAAGUCAAGUCAGUCUCUACACUGGUUGUCUUUAGUGACACAAACUCAGUCAGAUUAGUCUCAGUCUAAAUUUUGUAUCAAAAGCAGACUGUUUGUAUACAGAUAUCAGUUUACAGAGGAUGAUUUAUUCUCACAAGACUACCACUUAUGGAAGCAGGGUAUUGCCACAGUAGAUUGUGUUCUGCCUGUUUUUGCUCUCCAUACUGCAAACAACAAAGCCUGUUGCUGUGUGAUUGGUUAAUACUCCUAAGAAUUCAAAAGUACGAUUGACUAAGCAUCCCUAGCAUACAGAUGACUUAUUUUUUGGUAGAAUCUGUGAAAAAAGAGUACAGACAUUAAAACCCCAGCAUGCUUUUUGAAGAAGACAUAGAUUUAGAGAUCUUUGCCAUCCAAACCUUUGCUUCAAAUGUUCUGCACUGACAUACUCAGACGAUGUUGAAGCGUUAGUGAGUCACCACAGUGACGCAUACUGGUGGAACAUUUGUUUUAGUUUGUGUGAGCAUCUCUGCACACAGAAACAAACCAAUCUUCAUUAAAUUUCAUCACUAUUACAUGGAAAUAAUAAGCAUGAAAUAAUCAGGUCAAAGAAAGUAAAUGGAUCAGUGUCAUUACUGAACCAGUUAAAAAAGCAACAUCAUUUUUCCAGCUACUUUAUUUUCAGUAUAUUUAAGGCUGAAAUAUCAGGGAGAAUUUUGCCAGUUGACGUCAAACUGAUCUGUAAGUGUUGCAUUGAUUCACCCAUUCUCGCAUUCCUCCUCGUGCCCUAAGUGGGAGGAUGCAAGUGAUGACAGCAAGGAUGCAUAAAUGACAAGAAUCCUGAUUGAUAAAAUUCCUUGGAGAGACAGAAAGACCAAGGAAUAAAAAAGAGACAGAGUGAAGGAGGGGGGGAAUAAAGAAAAGGAAAGGAAUCACCAGAAGGGAAAAGGUUUGGUCCCUCAGCUGUAGAGAGGAAGGGGGAAGAGAGGGGGGAGGUUCAGGAGGAGAAGGAAGGAUCAAUAUCUAAUUUCAGUGCUGAGUUCACUGUGGACGGUUUUCCAAUAAGACUGGGAUAAAACACCAAAGUUUGAAUAGUCGUGUAUCUCUGUCUGCCUCCCUGUGCAUCUUUCUCCCUCUCUUUGUCUUUUUUUCUUUGGCUCCGCUCUAUAAACUGCAGAGCAAAGAUGUGAAGUUGAACUGAAAAGAAAACAGUAUGAACACUGCAUUUAAUUACCAAAAAUGUAAAACCAUGAAAGCAGGAUACUUAAUAAAUCACAGGAUAAGAAACCUGAAUAAGUUGACUUUUCCUGGACCACAAAAAUGUAACUGGAGGCUUUAAGACCUGAUAUACUAAGAAAUCUGAGCUUUCUUCUGCUACCAGACUAAUUUAUUAAAUAACUUUGGUGGAGCAGAAUCAAUAGAGGAUGAAGCUAGCGGAAUUAACGCAUUGCUAGCUGACAGCUUGCUAAUUACUUUUAGCUUUUUUACCACAUAAAAACUACUACUUGUUAAUGUAUACGGUCAAAUUAAGUGGUUGACCAUAUACAUUAACAUGCAGCAUUAAGCAGAGCUACAGCUAUGGCUAGAUUAAGCAGAUUAACUGAACUUGUUCCAGUUACAAACAUUGAGUGAGAAUCACGUUAUAGACAAAAGUAUGUCCGCCUCACUGAGGUAAAGUGGCAAUAAGCCCCUUUUUGGCUAGUUACUGUCAGACCCCAACACACUGAGCCAUCAAUGCUGGUAGUAAAACAAGAAGACUAGUGGUUGUCAUGGGUCUGGUCCAGUCUGGUUGCAGUUUAGCAGUCAGUAGUCAUACUUUGUAGGUAACUAUUGAAGUAGAAAUGACUGGAUUUGAGUUCUUGGUGUGGAAGACCAUGGCUGCUUUAGGUUUUGUUUACCAUGAAUUGUUUUACACCAAAAUAUGUCGCCAAAAUAAGACAGCACGUGACGUGCUCAGUGAUGUUCUUGGACAUUUUAAAAUAAUUUAACUUGACAAAUUUAGAGACAACAGAGGAGACGUGACAAAAAAGAGAAUUUUGCUUUUUUUUAUUAUUACAAGUACUUCAAAUGGCUUUAAAAUGAUAUUAGAUCCUUCCAUUAUGGUAAAGUGGCUUCCUGCAGUUCAAACUGUUGCAGAAGUGCAGAGUGAAGGUGUUGAGGUGGAGUUUGCCUUUCUGAAAUAUUUAUCUGGAAAAAGUACCAAUGCAACUUUGUAGCAGCUACAUAGUAAGCUCCACAUCUCUGCUUCCUCUUAGUUCAUUUCUUUCACCACAAGUCCUGUUAUUAGAUUUCUCUAUCAACUCUCUAUCAAAUAUUUACUAGUGACUGAAGAAGCCUUUGGACCCGGAAAUGGGUUUCAUGACCAGGGUGAGGUCACAUUUAACAACCAGAUGGAUUAAAAGUUGGUCCUAUACUCGUCAGUUGAUUUAUUCCCACAGCAAGUUUGAGGUCCCAAUUUCGAGUUUCAAACCUUAAGUGAAACAUGAUGGUCCUUUUGUAGACCAUGGUCCCAUUCAGAGUCAAAGAAAACCCAUAGUUGGAAAGAAUUGAUCAAGUUAGCAUCAGCUAAUAACUCUGCAUUUGCUUGCUCCUGUUCCACCCUCUUGUUCUUGUGUUGGCUCAAAAACAAGAAAAUUUAGUCAAAAGGCCAGACUGCUGUCAACCAAAGACCAGCAACUUGUUAUAUACAUUCAGAGUGAUUGGUACUCAAUGUGCUUUACUCUGGAUGUACACUGCAAAGCACAAAGGAGGCAGAGGAGAAAAUUAUAGCUUCUGAAAUAUCGGCAGCUUCAAGACGAUCUCAGAAAAAUCAAGAAAAGAAGCAGUUUGUCAUUGUAAAGAUGACGAAGUGGCAUUCAGACAUCAUAUUCAACGCCUUCCUGCCUUAACACAACUGAGGUACAUUGUUUUAUUUGUCUAAUUUCAGCACUUACUGUCUUUUCAUUAAGAGGCUAUGCAGAGACAAAGAGCACUGCCAAUUGUACACUUCACAAUCACACGCACUGGUAAAGCCUGCAAAAGAGUUUUCUCUUGGCUACUUUAUACCUCCUGCUUCUACAACCAUCGAAGUGUGUGUUCAGGGUGGGAAGAACAAAUCUUUAACACCAGAUACCAAAGCUGAACUGAAUCACUGGUGCCACCAGCAGAUACAGAAACUUUUUACACUAGAGCUCCCCUUACAGGAGGCUGAAGGCACGGACAUCUAGGUGAUACAGCUUCAAUGUUCUGCAUGAUUCGAACUGCUGAAAAGCUUACUAAUAGAAAGGAAAAACAAUGAUCUGCUGCUGGGUUGUUAAAAACCUAGAGAUAAGGCUUCUUUAAGCUUACAUAACAGAGCAAAUCAGACUUAAAGGUCCCAUAGAGUGGUAUGUUUAGCUUCUUACAACAUGUCCUAAUUGUCUUUUUUAGUUGCAAAAAAAAAGGUUACAUAUCCAGCCUCUGUUGAGGAUCUGCAGACUCUCAGCUUCUAACCUUAUCGUCCAUACAGUGAUCUAUGUGGGUGGGAGUGUUAUGAUAAUGAGGUGCUGCACUGAUUGGCUGCUUGGUUAUUGAUGUUGUUUGGUGGUGGUAAUGGUGGUGGUGUUGGUGGGGGCUUACAUGGUGAGUGCACCAGGAGAACAUUCACAGGUACCGAGCCAAAUGUUUCUUGGUUGGUUGUUUCGUGAAUGAGACCGAAGAUAUGCUGUUCAUGUACUGAACCCCAUGUUUUUAGGGUUGACAAAACUGUCUGUAAACUCAGUGAAAAAGGCACUGUUUUUAUGUUUUUUUAUUUUUUUGCCAGGACAAUAGCCAAUUUUACCACUGAUUUUUUUUCCUUGAGUGUGACUGCAGCAAAUAAAUACAAAGUGGAGACCCUUACAGAUGUCACAUCUGCUGCUAUUGUGUCUCAGGCCUUGUACACAUGUAGCCUGGUACUUUUCUGAACAAAUAUCCAACCCCCUCUGUUUAAAAAAAAGCCUCAUUGUUUUCAGAUAAAAUCCCAUCCACACAAAACUGCAUAAGUGUGCCAUUGACCGCAGUUAUAAGAAUGCCAGACCUAGAGCUGGUAGUAUUUUCCGAAAAGUUAGACCCGUUUUAUCCAAUUAGAACAAGCCUUCCUAUGAAACAUAGCAUAGAAUACCAUAGCAUAGCACUGUGUAGUUCAUUAGUGUGGACCCACAAAGAGCUGGAAAUGGUUUUAAACAUUGUUUUGGAGUAUAAAGUCAACAAGAUACAAGAAAGGUGGAGGACGUAUAUAACUGUGCCAUCCACUCCCUGACAUAAACAAGAGCAUCUUAGCAAUACUUAGUAUAUGACAUUUAACUAUUAGUUGUCGCGGACAUUGAUGUUUGGGAAUUGAAAGCUAUCUAUGUCCGCACACAAAAGUCAAACCAGAGUUUUCCAAAAUCUUCACUUUGGCCGGAGUUUGUUACAUCAUCAUAGGUGCAAAUUCAAAGUGCCUCACCAAAGUUGUUUUUCCAGUAAAUGGACUACAAAUAAUGCAAAGGUUCUUUUGCUUUCACAGUCUCCGGGGGUGAGAGACUUGAGGCUGACUGCAGUGUAGUGUAUGUAUCAUUAAAGGAAAUGGGUUUUUCUCAUUAUAUGGGACCUUCGAUAUAAUUGGAGACCUGGACUGAAAACUUAUUUACAGAUCAUAUGAUGUUACAAAAUCAUAUGAUGUUACAAAAUCUUAUCUUAUCUUAUCAAUCUUAACCCAUCUUUAUAAAAACAUUCUAGGGCUUUGAAGGCACAUGCCAAUCUUGAGUUUAUAUGUUUAUUUCUGCAGUUAAUUAGGACAUUUUAAUGUUGGGCUCUUAGGGGGUUCACUCUCUUUUAGAGACAGCCUUUAGUGGACAUUUGAGGAACUGCAGUUUUGCUGCUUUAACUCUGGCUUUGUCUUUUAUUCUCAGACUUUGCUAUUUGGCCUUGUCAUUUUGAGAUUUCACAAAAUGCGUAAAUUAUUAAACCCCUUAGUGGUGGUUCCAUGAAAGACACUCUUGAAUUAAUCAUUUUUCAUUGCCUUUCAGCUUUAAAAAAUGUCUGAACAAUACAGUCAUCUAUACAGAGUGACUUGACUUCUUUUGUCCUUAUUAAUUACUGAAUUAAACUGCUUGCAAGAUUUUACUUUGGUGAAGUGAUUCAUGCCAAACUCUAGCAUACAGUGGAUGAUGCAUGUUCAGAACUACUGUUAUUAAAAUGAAUAUGUAACUUCUGUUCAUACAGUUGCACUGACUUGCAUUAAACAUGAACAAUAAUUACUAUUAAUCAGUUAUGUUAUCCUGUUUUUACUAUUUAUAUAAGUGUAAAAAUCGUGAUGAAACAGGUAGUAGUUCAUUGUAGUUUAUGGAGAACAUCAACGAUAUUUUGUUAGUUAAUGUAAUAUUUAUAGAGACUUUAAAUCCAGCAGAUGGCAGUUUUUCCUAUUGAAUACCAUUGGAUACCGUGAGACUUCAGUAUGGAUCUCUUUGACAAAAAUCACACUAGACAGGUCAGGAGUUUCUCAUUCAUAACUCUAUACCACACUGCCACCCGGUGGAUUUUUACAACACUGCAACAGCACCAUUAAAAUCUCCCAGCAAGUGCAAUUAGAAAGUUUUCAAACGUGUGUUUGUGUGUGCGCGCACGUACAUGUGUGCGUGUGUGUGACAAAUAGUUAAAAUCUGUUUCUAAUUUGUUUGUUCUGUGAAAAUUCUCUGUGUUUUAGUUAAAUACAUACAAUUUCUACAAGCUUGCCAAAACAUUUUAGAUUUACUUUUUGAGCUUUGCUACAAGAUAAGGGUUUUUUAUAUUAUCAUGUUUAGUAUUAUUUAAAAGUCAAUUGGUUAUAUCAUAUUUUUCUUGCAGUACAACAUGACUUUAUUCGUAUUAAUUAGAUAGUUUGUUCUCAGUGCAAUAAUAUUUAAACUCGUGAUUUCCUCUGUUAAGAUUAAUUUUAAUUUAACUUUAAUUUUUAAUUUCUGACCUCUGUAAUGAGUCUUUUAAUGUCUUGUGUUAAGCACUUUUAAUCUUGCUGCUUUUUUUAAUCCUUGUGUUGGUAAUUUUUUGGAUUAUAUUUUAUGGAAAAAAUGUAUCCAUGUAUUGGCCAAACUAAUCUGUAACUUUUAGAUUUAAUAAAUAACAAGGCUCCUGAAUCAUAUAACUCAUUACCUACGAUAGUAUAAUUAAAGAUUGUCGUUUUAGGUCCACUUUUCCACACUUUUAGUUGUUUUGAAAGUCGUCGGUAAACAUUACCGUUUUCAGCCAAUGGGGGGCGCUGUUGUCUUUUCUCCUGUCAGAAAACCAAAUAAGGAAAUGACGUUGAGCCGCACGGAGCAGGUCCCAAAUAGAAAAGUGAAGCUGUGACACCGGGACCCGGUCUCAGAGGGUCAAAGAGGGUCUGAGAGAGGUCGAGGAGGGUGCUGGACCUGGGGCUGAAACAAACGAGGUUAGUACAGUUAAAGAGAAUGACUUUUGUACAGUUUAGACACGCUGGAGAUGUUUAAUCUGUCUUAAAAACAGAGAUGUCGGCGGUUUAGUGUUAGCAUCGUGGCUAGCAGAGCCAUGGUAACAGCAGCUGAGGUGGCACGUGCGGGGCCUUAAAGGGGACUUUAAAAUUUAAUUAAAAAAUAUUAAGUGAUUAUUAUAAUGUGGCUGGAAAGUUGAAACCUUAUUCUUAUUUUGUUAGUUAUUAUUAGCAUGUAGCUAUGGCGUUACACUUAUCCUUUCUAACAUUUCUGUAUUAUUUAUCUGAUUAAUCCGGUUAUCUUUGGCUGCGAAGAUGAUAUUUGAGCUUAAACAACAAGAAAAAUCUGUUAUUCUAAAAUUAGUUUAUGACUGUGUGGUUUCCAAAGUCAUGUAAACAGCCAUACUAUCCCUAUAUUUUAAAACUUGUGUAAAUCAAAUGUACUUUAGUAGGCCAUGCAUUUUAUUCAAAACUAAUACUAAAGGUUUUUAGAUAUGCCAAUAUUAGUAAGGUAUUGACCGCGGAUAGUGAUAAUACACAGGUGAUAAUCGUGAUAAUAAUCAUUCAUAACAAUGGUACAGAGAGAAAUAAAUGGGUAAAAGUAACAAUAAAAGUUGAAGUAAUUACAACAUCAAAUAAACAGAAAUCAGAGUUUGAAUCUUAACUGUUCAAGAAGAUGUGAGUUGUUUAGGCUUUAUUGUAAUGCUGUUCAAAAUACUGGCCUCGUCCGGUCUGCCUGUGCGCUCUGUAAUGUUGGUCACAGCCUCAGAAGGAAUGUGUUCCCUCUGCUCCGGUCACAAGACGCCUGCUGACAGCUGAAUAACUGCUGGCCAGAAUCUGCUGCCCAAAUUUGGCUGCAGAUGGGUGUGUGUGUGUGUGUGUGUGUGUGUGUGUGUGUGUGUGUGUGUGUGUGUGUGUGUGUGUGUUUGUGUGUGUGUGUGUGUGAGUGAGUGAGUGAGUGAGUGAGUGAGUGAGUGAGUGUGAGUGAGUGAGUGAGUGUGUGGUCCCAAUCCAAAUAUCUGCCAGGUGAUAGACCCCCUCCCCUCCAUCUUUAACAUUGCUGCAGUGGGAACAAAUGAAUAGUGGAGGUGAAAUAUCUGAAAUGAGGCAGACGGAUGUCUGACACCUCACAUGAAACAACAACACACUUUAACGUUGCAUAUAAGCACCUAAAGUACAAAACAUGCUUGUGGUACAACAGUAAAAUAAAGUCAGAUAUUAGGGGUCUUCUUAUUUCCAACCCAGAUAUCAAACACAAAGUUCUUAAUUAGUUUUUUUUUUAAAAAGUGCUGAAAAGCAAAUGAUGAAAUCCUUCCCCAGAUUUAACCAGUGUGUACUACAGAAGUCUGUGACUGGUUGAUUGUAAAUCCACACAGGUCUUAAAUAAAGGAAUCAUAUUCUUUUAAUAACUUUGAAAUCAAAUCUGAAAGGAGUGGCAGCAUAAAGACACAAAAACUUCAAUUUUCCUAACAUAAUUUAGUUUGACAAGGUCUGCAUUUUUACAGCGUUGUCCUCUUCCCAAGUGCUUAUACAGUAAAUUUCAUGAGUUCGUCUUUAGUUUGGAGAAUUAUUGAGGUUAAACAAAACUGAUUUGUGUUUUUAUUUCUCAUACAAAGUGUUAGAUGUGAGUAAUGUACAUAUAGUUGAUUUUUCACCUUGUUAUCUGUGCACUGUAACAGGAUGGGGGACACAGCAGAAGUUGAGGGCAGCUUCUACUCCAAUGCAGAAGACUACUGGAGGGAGGUUCCCCCCACAGUGGAUGGCAUGCUGGGGGGAUAUGGCAGCAUCUCCAGCAUCGACAUCAACGGGUCCAAGGCUUUCCUGCAGAAGUUCCUUGGUGUAAGAAACUUGAAACUUCUAGUCUCCCUCCGUUACACUCCUCUCUGAAAGCUUCAGUUUGUGUCACAGCAUUUGUUGUCCGUCUUUUCAGGAAGGUGAGGGAAAGACCGGAACGACCUGCGCUCUGGACUGUGGUGCAGGCAUCGGGAGGAUCACCAAGCGAUUACUGCUGCCUCUGUUCAAAACUGUGGACCUGGUGGACGUGACCAAGGAGUUCUUGGACAAAGCUAAGACGUACCUGGGAGAGGACGGAAAGAGGGUGGGAAACUACCUCUGCUGUGGGCUGCAGGACUUUGUACCAGAGAGUGGACGCUAUGAUGUCGUCUGGAUACAGUGGGUCAUUGGUGAGUUAAUGGAUGUUAUUUGGGUAAAAUAAUGAUAAAUAGGUAUUUUGGACAUGAAUUAACAGCACAGAAACAUAAAAGCCAUACCUGUGCUUAACUUCGCUUGAUCAUAUUAGUAGUAUUUUUAAGUAAACCUUAUUUCUACUUUUUUAAGUUAUGAAUUGAAUUUUUGGUGUAAAGCUUACAAAAUGUUUGAAAGUACGUACAACUGCGCUGUAGCUUCUUCACAGGCAGAUAGAUACAGCAGCUGUCACUCACACAUACAUCUAUUAGAUCUGUGUGGGCUAACUGUUUACAAUUUUUUUAACUAUAUGAUGGACCUAAAACGUAUGCACUUAGGCAUAAUCUGUCCUCGCUUUGCAGUCCUCUGUACGUUUUGAUGGAGAUAUCAGUUUUUGUCUCUCCAAAAAAUGCAUCAACUACAGUGUAACAUCUCAUGGUCAUUUCAUUGUUUUGUGCAACCUGUUGCUGUUGAUUUCAUCCUGCUUUCCUACUUUUGUUUCAUCUGUAAUAACAAGCCUCUGUUCGUGACGCUCAUUAGUCAGUGUUUGGGGUGCAACUCUCUUUCUUUCUGCUGUUACUUCCUCAGCUUGAGAAAAUCUUAGACUUCUUUAGAGUCCUCCUCACUGCUCCUGACAGUUUUAAACCUUAGGAGCCCUCUGAAUUUUGAAUUAUUUCAAUCUUUACACUGAUUUGGUCUUCACUUGUAUGGAAAAUGCUUGAAAAUUGUCACAUUUUAAGAGCUUUUUAGAAUUUUGUUGGUAGAUGCAAUUCGUGAUUACAGCCACUGGAUCCUUCCUCUCUAUAAAACAUCCCCCCUUCCCAUGCAGGUCACCUGACAGACGACCACCUGGUGGAGUUCCUGCGUCGCUGUCAAAAAGCUCUUCGGCCAAACGGUCUCAUCGUGAUUAAGGACAAUGUUUCGUACGAAGGCGUGGUCCCAGACGAGGUGGACAGCAGCGUCUGUCGAGACCUGGCCAUCGUUCACAGUCUGGUGAGCAGAGCGGGUCUGCGGAUCGUCCAUGAGGAGCAACAAAUGAACUUCCCUAAGGAGAUCUACCAAGUCCACACUCUGGCUCUCAGAUAGAGGACUCAAGGGACAUUGUAAACAAAGAGUUUCUGGUGUGGAGAGGAGGAUUUUCUCAUCAGUAAAUCAUGGAUAACGGUUUGAAAGUGACAUGUUUGGUAACUCUACCCAUAUUCUGCUCUGUGCCUGUUUCUAACUCUUCAUGUCUGUGGUGUACGGAGGACCUCUGCCGUGGUUAAACAGGGCUUUAGUCGUAAAUAUUUUGGGUUCUAAAGGGCGAAUAGCUCGGCAAAAACAAGUCCAUAGAUUGUUCCCUUCAAAAGCAUCCAGACUCCUUUUAAAACGACAGUAUAUUUCCUUCCUGCAACACGUGCUGCUGGCCAUCCACUGCCUUGGUAAUUUUGUAUCUUUGUGUUAUUGUAUGGCUGAAGUAUGGUAAAUAUUUAGUUAAAACCCAGCACAGUAGUUUUAGAUGCCUAAAUGUUGCAGAAAAUGCACAAAUUGAGUCAACGCAGCCUAGCAACUCCUGGUUCUGUUAUGCAAAUUACUGUUUUACUGUAAGAGUGUGAUCUAACCGAUCAUUUUGGUUAAAAAAUCAACUUCCUCGUUAACAAAAGGUCUGUAUCUGUGGGUGUUUCUCUUUGCUAUGUUGGCAGAUCCUCAUUGAUAACAGUUUGAUCCUGUCAGUGUGGAAAAAAAAAACCUUUUAGAGGACCUACAUUUGCCUAAAAGAUUGCAACAACUUCAGCAGCUCGUUUUUGGCUGCAGGCUGAAGCAAUUUACUGUCUACAUUUUUAUACCUUACAGUCAUUAAGACCCCAAAAUAUGCAAGCAAAGACGAAUACAUCGAUGUGGUCCUUUUAACAUGUUUCAGCUUUUGGAUAUGGACAAUCAAUCAAUAGAAACUCUGCUGCUGUUUGGAAACUGAGGAGUCAUGUUCUGGCGUCAAUCUUACAGACUGUUCAGAGACUGUCAACAGUUUACUCAAUACUUAUUUAUUACACACGCCUGAAGCUCGGCGUCAAGUUCUGUUUCUGGGUGUGAUACUGAAAGCGUUUUAAAGGCAGCACCAACAAGCAGAGAUCCGGGGAAACUCACAUCCAGAACCGUUAAUGGACAUUUUGAUGUUUUACAGCUUACUGAAAUCUGACAACACAGGCUUGUUUUUGUAUUUUUACUUGUAGGUGAAAGAUGUGUUCCUCAGUUUUAAAAUAAUGUGUUACAGUAGACACUCAGUCUGGUUUAGUACUGGAAUUUACCAAAUAAAUCACUGAAUGCAACUGAUGGUUAGAAUAACAGCUAAAUCCUACAGAAGUGACACAAUUCAAAUCCUGAAAGUCAUGAUGUGAGAUGAUGAUGAAGUUUAAAAACAAGAAUUUUAUAACCUGAUGUGAUUCAUAUCAAAGGAUUGUAAUUUUAAACAAGUAAAAAUGUAAAGCUGCUUUGUCUUAAGGUUUUCUUCUCUGAUCAUUUCAUCAUUACCUUCAUUCACACACACAGCUGACUGACUUACAUACUAUCAUCCAUUUGUACUGAUGUUCAGAGUUGUUUUAGCAGUGUCUCCAACAGAGAUAGACCAACUCAUUGAUUGGGCCAAUUAUUUGCAUUUUGAAAUAAUUUGCUUAUUUCUGGGCUCAUGAGGCAAAAUGAACGAAUCACAUCUGCAUACACUAAAGGCAGAAAAAGUGCAUGAAAAGAUGAGAAUUAAGUAACAUUAGCUUGAUUAGACAACUUACAGUCUUGUUUUUUUUAUUUUUAUUUAAUGUUAUUUGAUGAAUAGUUGAGCCGUAUCACGCUGUUUGGUGUUUAUCUUCAGCAAAGUUCAACAAUGAACAGUCACAGCAGCCAAACAAAAGUCUUUAAAUUAUUGUUUAUUAUUGAUUAUUUUAUUAAUUGUGUACUGCUUCAUGAUUGGUCCUUUCCACUGCAUUACUUUCACAGCAACGUCAAAUUGGCUUCACCAUUUUCAGGUAAUUAAACUUACCUGGUUUAUUUAAUGGUUUUUUUAUUCUCAUACAUUCAUCUUUUUCAUUUUCUACUUGGCAGUUUUAAAAAAACAGGAAUUGCAUUAAAUAUAACACCCAUGCCCCCUCUUUAUUUAUUUUGUGUAAAAGCCAAUACAUACUAGGCUGUAAGAAGGUUACUUAUUUGCCCUUUUUUUAAGGAUCCAGAUUGAGAGUUGGCAAAAACAGAUGUGGUUUUUGCACUAAAAUACACUUAAGUUUCCAGAAAAUGAAUGGACCCUUAUUUGAAAAGCCCUCCAACCAAAAGUACUUUUGGUUGGAGCUUGGUAGAGUAGAGGACGCCUGAACGAAUGUUUCUUGAAGAACAAUAAAACUAUGAUCCACGCUGAACCUUUCCCUUGUCUGUCACUGGAUGAUAUUUCCUCUUCAUGAACUCUUGUUCGUGUCAAUGUUGAUAUAAGAAAUGAUGGAUAACCAAUGAGUCAUUUUUGAGGACUGAAGGGUUUAAACAGACUCGUGAUCAGGACCAGGUCUCACUCUGGAAUUGUCCAGUCUUCUCCAUGAUGUCCAGCAUCUGCUCGGCGUCCUCAGAGGACACGCCGCCUUCCUGCUGGAAGACCUCCUUCAGAGCGUCACACACACUGUUGGGCAUCUGUUUGGCACUUCUGCAUAAAACAGAAUUUAAAAACAAUAUUUGACUCUGCUUCUUUUUGUUUCAUCAAUAAACUUCAUUGAACUAA